AUGACAAAAGAUAUUAGAACAGGCGAUUUAGUGUUAUGCAAAGUUGGCUCGUUUCCACCUUGGCCAGCUGUAGUAUUUCCACAGCGUUUGCUGCGAAACGAUGUAUAUAGAAAGAGAAAAUCCAAUUGUGUUGCUGUUUGUUUUUUCAACGAUCCAACUUAUUAUUGGGAACAACCCAGUAGAUUAAAGGAGCUAGAUCAAGACAGCAUUCACAAUUUCAUAUUAGAACAUAGUAAAAAUGCAAACCAAAGGGAAUUGGUCAAUGCUUAUAAGGAAGCAAAAAAUUUUGAUGAUUUCAACGUAUUUUUACAAGAAAAGUUUGAAGAAGAAAACAGGUUAAGUGAUCUAAAAGCGUUUGAGAAAAGUGAAGGUUCUAAAAUCGUUGCCGGAGAAGAUCCCUUUGUAGGUCGAACAAAAGUAGUGAAUAAAAGAAAAAAAAAUUCAAUAUCCAUCAAAGAAGAUCCGGAAGAUAACCAGAAAUCAAAUGAAGAAGAAAGCAAACCGAACAUCAAACCGUCCAAAAAAAAGAGACCCACAGCUAAUUCGGGAGGAAAAUCAAACAGUGGCAAUAAAAAGAAAGUUAAAUUAGACUAUUCCAGAAGAGUAGAAAUUUCACAGUUAUUUCGCCGCAGGAUUCAAAGAAAUCUAAUCCAGAGAGAAACACCUCCUACUGAGCAUGAGAUCAAGGAAACUCAUGAACUAUUAAAUAGAAUAUAUGAGAAUUCUGACACCAAACGGCCCUUUUUUGAUUUGAAGGCCCUACGCGAAAGCAAAUUACACAAGCUACUGAAAGCAAUUGUUAAUGAUCCUGACUUAGGCGAAUUUCACCCACUUUGUAAAGAAAUUUUACUGUCCUGGGCAGACCUAAUCACAGAACUGAAGAAAGAAAAGUUGCAAGCGCUACCUACGCCUUGA
This is a messenger RNA of Saccharomyces cerevisiae S288C, 915 nucleotides long. RefSeq names its product Pdp3p (gene PDP3). The coding region runs from base 1 to 915 and encodes 304 amino acids. Gene Ontology annotation, cellular component: nucleus; cytoplasm. The transcript has a single exon. NCBI's taxonomy places the organism in Eukaryota, Fungi, Ascomycota, Saccharomycetes, Saccharomycetales, Saccharomycetaceae. The record is from RefSeq and is marked reviewed.